CAGCGAAAAGUCUGUGACCCCAAGUUUCGGCCGAACGUCUUGGAGAAGCCAGAACUCAUAGAAAAGGUGGUGAAGCUGGAGGAAAUGAAGAAGAUGAUUCUCGAUUACCGGGCGACAGACUUCGACGACUGCGUUGCCUUUGCCCAUAUGUGUUUCGAGGAGCAGUACAAGGGAAAGAUAGAGCAGCUUCUUCGUAUUUUCCCCAAAAAUUACGAGACAAAAUCUGGUAUGCCAUUCUGGUCUGGCCUGAAACGCUGCCCUCACCCCAUUGAGUUUGACCCUGAAAAUGCCCUGCACAUUGACUACAUUGUGAGUGCAGCAAACCUGCGUGCCACGAUGUUUGGCAUUCCGCACAUUACGGACCGUAAGGUGAUCGCCGAAAUGUUAUCAAGAGUGCUCAACAAAGUUGAAGUUCCUGCAUUCCAUCCACCACCGAACCCAGACCCAAGUGUUUCCUUCCACCAUGGCAGCUUUGCAGUCAUACAGAAUGACUCAGCACGCUUAGAUCAGGUGAUUCAAGCCCUUGCAGAUUGGGACAAGCUCAAAGACAUGCACCUGACGGCGAUAGAGUUCAACAAGGACAACGACCUGCAUGUCGACUUCAUUGUUGCGGCGUCCAACCUGCGCGCCACCAACUACAACAUAGUGCCAUCAGACAAAGGCAGAAGCAAGCUCAUUGUGGACGAGAUCAUACCGGCCAGUUCCACCACUACGUCACUCGUCGCGGGUCUUGCCUGCCUUGAACUGCUCAAGUUGGCUCAAAAUCACGAAAAGCUGGAGCUCUUCAGGAACAGCUUCGUCAACCUGGCAUUGCCUUUCUUCAGCUUUUCUGAGCCGAUUCCUCCAGCAGAGAAAACGGUGACGACUGCUAUGGAGCCCUGUGACGUCAAAGUUUGUAGCGCUGAAGCAACAGCGAGAAGCUCUGAAAGCUACAUUUUAGAGCUGCAGUUGGAAUUUGACGACAUUUUACAAAAAGGAACAAGAACCAGCGCGUUGGAAGAGAUGCAACGCUCCGUUUAUAAUUUAGUUGCGAGAAAGCAGGAGGAUCAGAUUUACGACUCAGUUUGCCACGCAUUAAUCACACGGUUAAGGAAAGUGCGGGCCACCGUUUUGGAUAAAGUGGACGAGAGGUUUGUCGAGACAGUGACCCAGGCCUGGAGAGAGUAUAUUGAAAGAGCAAGAAUGGUUUGUGAUGUUGUGGAGUACCUCGAGAAAAGUAGUUGUCCCACAGAGCCACCUAGAUUGCUUUAA
Molecule: messenger RNA, 1251 nt
Organism: Rhipicephalus sanguineus (brown dog tick)
Lineage: Eukaryota; Metazoa; Arthropoda; Arachnida; Ixodida; Ixodidae
Product: ubiquitin-like modifier-activating enzyme 1
Exons: 8
Coding region: 85-1251 (388 amino acids)
Biological process (GO): ubiquitin-dependent protein catabolic process
Molecular function (GO): ubiquitin-like modifier activating enzyme activity; ubiquitin protein ligase binding
Source: RefSeq, a predicted model, not a curated record